GUGGAAUAUCAUUGAACAGUUUCGAGUCUGGUGAGAGUUUGUGUGUCCCACCCCCAAGAGACGGACCACCAGUGACCAGUUUGUGGUCAGGAUUAGAAUUGUCUCUGAAUCAUCCAAAACUUGUAGUGCCAAUCAAAUUGUGGGAAAUCAUGCCAAAUAGUUCGUUGGAAGUCAUUGAAAGUUGGUGCCCAUUAUUUCCUUCAGUGUCUUCUCUAUCAUGAGUUGUGGAGGAUUAGUGAUGUACCACUCAAACAAUUCCGGCCCGUAUCCCUCGUACUUAUCAUCGCCCCCGGUUGGAACAGCCACAUCCUCAGCCUCGAACAAUUUGAUCGCCGCCUCCCAUGAGGAGCAGAAUUACAAUUCCUCUGUUCCACUUGCUCUCGCUUCGACCACACCCAACCCAUCCAACGGCAAUGACGGAUACAACGAAAAAGUAGACAAAUAUUUAAAGCCCGACCCUUGUGCGUCGCCCGCCGUGCCCUCGGCCUCAGCCUCACCCAUUAACCAGACCUCCAAUCCGCCACCACAACCACCUCCUCCUUCACAUCACCAGAUCCAGUCCUUGGAUUACUCGGCAGCCACGGCCGCCUCUCCCAACCGCAACAACACCCAGCAACACCCGAACCCGCUCCUGCCGCCUCAAAUCCACUUGGGUCACCACUACUCCUCGGAAAUGGACCGGGGCGUAAGCGGUGCCGGGGCCGCCUAUCCCAUGGGUGGAGCUCCCAUGGGUCAUCGUGGUGGCGGUGGUGGUUCAAUCGACGAAAAUGGCGGAUACGUGCCCGUUAUUGGAGCCCCACCCGCCCUCCAAAGACUGCCCCCCAGUUGCAAUGACCACACGUCCGUGACUAGCCGGCAUCACACCCCCACUAGUGUUAAUAACGAGAGCUCACCCAGUGAUAUGAGUAAAGGUGAUGACAUGAGUGGGAGUGGGGGAACAGCCCGCGGGGGAGAGGCCCCCGAAGGCAGUGCCACCUACAUCACGGAGCGAUGCUUACUAGUGACUUACUUUACUGGAGACAUCUCCCAAGUGGUGGAUGAACAUUUUAGUCGUGCCCUCAGUGCAAACAGUCAAUCGUCAGAUAGCCAUCACAAAGAUUCGUCUUCAACUAGCUCCAUACCAUUAUCUCAACGGAAUCUUCCAGCUUCAUUUUGGAACAGUGAUUACCAUUAUUCCUCAUCGGCGGCACUGUCGUCUCAAUUAGCCGCAGCCGGUCAUGCCGCAUUGGCCGCGGGACAUGCGGACAUUUACGAUCCGUACACCAAUUCGGCUCUCCUUCAAGCUUCGAAUGACCCCUGGCAAAACUACAUGGCGGCAGCGGCCAGUGGGUCCGCUUAUUCGGCCGCUCAUCGAGCUGCGGGCAUGCACGACAUGUACUCAGCCCGCUUGAACCAACAAUACUCAUCCCUAUUCCUUCAGAGCUCCGCUGCGGCAGUGCGUCAAGGGAGGAAGGACAGUUGGGGAGGGGGAGGACACGGAGCGGCCAUCGAUGGGUACGGUUCCACUCACCCGCAUUACAAUGCCAUGACUGGUCUGGAAGGCACCAUGCAAGGCUCCUCAAAAGAUCUCUACUGGUUCUAGGACGAAUUCGCGAAGUCUGUUUGCUUCUUUUGAUGGGACCGUUGGCAAAUCGGUCGGAAUUCUAUUUGUAACAACAGUCCAAACUCAUCACGCCACCAAAGGUUUCCUCCCUUCGUUUUCUUGUUGAUUAUAAUUUAUAUUUUUAUGAUCUGGAAAUACAUCGCCAUUUCUGUCAGUCA
Tigriopus californicus is the source of this 1761-nucleotide messenger RNA. RefSeq names its product fidgetin-like (gene vg). Gene Ontology annotation, biological process: regulation of transcription by RNA polymerase II. Bases 218 to 1582 code for a protein of 454 amino acids. The transcript is spliced from 4 exons. The record is from RefSeq and is a predicted model, not a curated record. Lineage: Eukaryota; Metazoa; Arthropoda; Copepoda; Harpacticoida; Harpacticidae. Gene Ontology annotation, cellular component: nucleus.